Molecule: messenger RNA, 1254 nt
Organism: Clunio marinus
Lineage: Eukaryota; Metazoa; Arthropoda; Insecta; Diptera; Chironomidae
Source: the annotation of a GenBank genome assembly
AUGAAUCGUCUGUUCUCUUUAAAUACUACGAGAUCCCUUAUAAGAUGCUCUGGAGCUAAAAUAGAAACAUCACAGUUCUUGCAAGGACUAAUCACUAAUGAUAUGAAUCAUUUAGUUCAAGAUAAUUCUUGUAUUUACACAUUGUUUCUUAACAAAGCCGGCAGAGUUCUUUACGAUUCAAUAGUUUACAAAACACCAGUCACAGAUGAUAGCAAAGAAGAUUUUCUUAUUGAGUGCGAUGCUUCUGUCGUGAAUAGUUUAAAAAAACAUUUGAAACUCUACAGAGUGCGAAGAAAGAUUGAAAUUGCAUUGUCUGAAGAUCACGAUGUCUGGUGCUUCCAAGGAUCAACUGAAUUACUGAAAUCUUCAAAAGACUUGAAAAUAUGUACUGACCCUCGUUUAAAAGAAAUUGGAUCGAGAAUAAUUUCACCAAAAGAUCAAAAUUUGAAGAAUUUUUUGAAAGAAUCUUUGCCAGAAGUUCAAGAAGCUUCAAAUGAAGAUUAUGUCGCUCAUCGAUAUAAAUUUGGGAUAUGUGAAGGUGUCAUUGAUUUACCACCUGAAAAAGCUUUACCUCUCGAGUCAAAUUGUGAUUAUAUGCACGGUGUAAGUUUUCAUAAAGGAUGUUACAUUGGACAAGAACUCACAGCACGAACUCAUCAUACAGGCGUGAUAAGAAAACGUCUCAUGCCAGUGUUCUUUGAAAAAGAAAUUACUUUCAAGGCUGAUGAAGUUAAUGAUGUUAAAGAUGAGGAGAAUAAAUCUGUUGGAAAAAUACGCAAUAUUGUUGGUCAGUAUGGAUUGGGUUUGUUAAGAAUUGAACAGAUGAGUCUUGAAGCUGUGAAGAUCGAGGAAGAUACAAAAUCUUACAGAAAAGAUAAAAUUGAUGAGAAAACCAAAGAAGACGAACCAGAAAAAAUAAAGUUUCAAUGCAGCACCUGUUCAAUGUCAGAAAUGGUUGAUUACUUUGGGAAAUCUCCAACAUUCAUCAGAAACAUUGAAUUGGUUGAAGACAGUUACGUCAUGAAAGAUCCAUUUACAGCUCCACCCACGCGAAAUGGCACAAGAUCCUUCACAGAAUAUUUCAUCGUUCUCGGAAGUCAUUGCGUAAUGUGCAAUUCAGUUGUUUGUAAAGAUUGUAGUUUGUUCUAUAAAAGUACCUUCUGUUAUUCAUGCGCUCAUUCUGAAGUCACUCAGUUUCCACUUGAAGUUCAAAGUAAAAUUAGAAAAGAAAUUCUAGCAAUAAAAAAUAUUUGA